AUGUCUGCAAACACCAACGGCGCUUCUAGCGAGGGUUUCUUCUUAACUCCGCACCAGCAGAAUCUGCUGUUUGCUGCCCUCAACGCAAACAAGCCGCAGCCAUCGGCUUCUGCCGCGCCGAACCCAGUAUCGCUGUCCCCCAGCUCCUUCAAGAACUCCCCUGGCAAUGGCGCGGCCGUCACCGGAGGCUACCAGGAUAGUCCCUUCCUCGACAACUAUGAAUACGAGUUUGCCGACUCCAGCUUCGACUUUUCCUUUGCGGACAAUGAUCAGACUACCAUGAUUGGCGACAUGCCUUCUACAUCUGACAAGUCCGACACACCGGACGAUGAUCUCCAUGAGAAGCGAAGCUAUCCUGACGAAGAUGAUGACGCUUUCGAGAAUGACCCCAAAAGGCGAGAGGGUGGCGAAAAGGUUCCCAAGAAGCCUGGCCGCAAGCCACUAACCUCAGAACCGACUUCCAAACGCAAGGCGCAGAACCGUGCUGCUCAGAGAGCAUUCCGUGAGAGGAAGGAAAAGCACCUCAAGGACCUCGAGACCAAGGUUGAGGAGCUAGAAAAGGCAUCUGAGGUUGCUAAUCAUGAGAACACAAGGCUUCGAGCUCAGGUUGACCGCAUGAACACUGAGCUGAAGCAGUACAAGCAAAAGAUGUCCAUGCUUGCCCAAUCUAAGCCAUCACCACAAGCGAUGCCCUUUCCUAACACCACUGUCAACGGUAUCAAUGAUGUCAACUUUCAGUUUGAGUUCCCCAAGUUUGGUGCUCUCCCUGGCCCCCCUCUUAACAAACCCCAGAGAUCUGUUUCACAGCCUCUCAGCCCGCAGCAUGGCACCUCGGUCUCCAGUCCUGCACUCAGCAUGAGUAGCGACGUGAAAUCUCCCCAGCAGUCGGCGGCGCAGUUCAAGGAGGAUCUGGCCAAAUUUUCCAACAUUUUCUCUCCUUCGAUGAGCAGCUCCGUCGCCAAUGGCUCGCGCGCGAGCGUUGAUUCCGCCAACUACAGCUUCCCGGGGGCCACAAGCUCACCAUCCGCUUCGUCAAACUCCAAUGCUGGGCCCAGCUCAUCCUGCGGCACCUCCCCCGAACCAUUUACACAGUCCCCCAUGGGAUUCAAGCCAAUCGAUGCACUCAGCACAAUCGGUGAGGAGCAGGUAUCUACGAAUAGCACACAACAGGCAUUUACCAACUUUGCCAAUGCCGACUUUGGCACCAACAGCCUGGACUGGCUGGCGCAGCAAAACGGUGGACAGUUUGAUCCUCAGCUGUUCAACAACUACAGAGAGCCCCAGCAAAAUAUCAUGGCCAACCCAUCCUUUGACGAUUUCUUCAACGACGCCUUUGACGCCGACUUCCUCACACCUUUCAACACAGCCCCCAACCCCAACCUUACAAGGAAGACCAAUCUCAUGGCCGAGAUUGAUGCUCAGCAGAAGGCUGUCGAAGACGAUGUCCCGGUUAUCGGCAAGAAUAGAAGAGCGCACGAAAUUUGGGAGAAACUACAGGAGUGUCCCAAGGCCCAGAGCGGCGAUUUUGAUCUCGACGGGCUGUGCAGUGAGCUCACCAAGAAAGCCAAGUGCUCCGGCAGCGGCCCCGUGGUUGGCGAGGUCGACUUCGACACCAUACUCAAAAAGUACAUGGGUAAGGAUGUCGCCUCCGAGUGCGUCGCCGACAAGCUCGGCAUCGAAGUGGCCAGGAGCAAGCCCGCCAAGAACUAG
Molecule: messenger RNA, 1710 nt
Organism: Cordyceps fumosorosea ARSEF 2679
Lineage: Eukaryota; Fungi; Ascomycota; Sordariomycetes; Hypocreales; Cordycipitaceae
Product: Transcription factor PAP1
Exons: 3
Coding region: 1-1710 (569 amino acids)
Cellular component (GO): RNA polymerase II transcription regulator complex
Molecular function (GO): transcription cis-regulatory region binding; DNA-binding transcription activator activity, RNA polymerase II-specific
Source: RefSeq, a predicted model, not a curated record